CUUAAGUCCUGGCAAAUCAUAGGUGGGGGAAAUGUCUGUACCAAGAUUCCAAAAAAUAAGCUUUGGAACAUAUGAUAAUUACAUUCCAGUCAGUGAAUUAAGCAAAAAAUCAUGGAAUCAGCAACACUUUGCCCUGGGAUUUCCCAAACCACCAAGGCCAGGAAAAAAAAGGAGAUCAAAACCAUCCCAACUGCGAGACAAUGUAAUUCCUAUAUAUGAUUCAGACAAAAUAAAAGAAGGUCCCAAACGACCGUUAUGGAUGCACAGUUCUUUAAUGAGAAUUUCUGAGAGACCAUCUGAAUAUUUAGCUGCCAGGAGGCAACCUCAAUAUAAAGCAACCCAUCGCCCAAAGGAAGAUGCUAAGGUAGCAGAUGUAGAAAAACGUUUAUCUCCAGAAACAGCUAAGAAAGGUAAAGAAGAUAAGCAAGCAGACAAGAAGGACAUAUCGGAAUCAGAAAUAGUACCCACAGUUUUAAAGGAGCCAAAAAUAACUAAGAGAGAGCCAAAGAAAGAUAAGGAUAUAGAAACAGGAACUAAAGAUGAAAAAGAGGCAAAAACAGAUGCCAAAAAAGAAAGAAAAGAUUCAAACAAAGGCAAAGAGUCAGGUACAGAAUCUGAAGAUGAAAAGAAAGAUGCCAAGAAAGAUGCCAAGAAAGAGAAGAAAGCUCCAAAGAAGGGCAAGGGGUCAGGUACAGAAUCUGAAGAUGAAAAGAAAGACAUCAAGAAAGAGAAGAAAGCUUCAAAGAAGGACAAGGAGUCAGGUAAAGAAUCUGAAGAUGAAAAGAAAGAUGCCAAGAAAGAGAAGAAAGCUUCAAAGAAGAGCACAGUGUCUGCUACAGAAUCUGAAGAUGAAAAGAAAGAUGCCAAGAAAGAUGCCAAGAAAGACAAGAAAGCUUCAAAGAAGGGCAAGGAAUCUGCUACAGAAUCUGAAGAUGAAAAGAAAGAUGCCAAGAAAGAUGCCAAAAAGGACAAGAAAGGUUCAAAGAGGGGCAAAGGGUCUACAGAAUCUGAAGAUGCAAAGAAGGAUAAGGAUGGGAAAAAAGAUACAAAGAAAUCAGAGGAGAAUGAUGAUCAAUCAAAAGACAAGAAAGAUGCAAAGAGAAAGGGGAGUAAAAAAGGUAAGAAAGAAGAAAAGAAGGCCAGUGGGACAGAUAUUGAAUCAAAGGAUGAUGCUAAGAAGGAUGCCAAGAAGGAUGCCAAGAAGGAUGCCAAGAAGGAUGCCAAGAAGGAUGCCAAGAAGGAUGCCAAGAAGGGCAAGUAAGCCUUGAAUAAUAAUUCAAAAGCAUUUGAUAAACAAUUUUAGGAGUCUGAAACUGAAUAUAAGUGACAAGGGGAUUCAAAGAAUUAAUCAAAUAAUUUUUAAAAUGGGGCAAAGAAGAAUACAAAGAUUCAGAAAAGCAUCAUAAAAAUAUAAGAAAGUUAUGAAAAAUUAAGAGAUAAUUCAUUGAAGAACUUGGAGGAUACUUAUGCUAAGUUUGGGGAUAUGAAAGAUUCAAUGAAAGAUCCUUAGAAAGGUUGAAAGAAGAAUAUUCAAUUCAGGUUGUAGAAAUUAAUGACACUGGAUCUAUGGAUACAAAACAAAUAAUAAAUAAAUAAAUAAAGGCUUAAAAAAAAAAAUCCAAGGAGGCAGAUGUUCAAUCUAUAGAAUCAAACAGUCUGAAGCUGCAUCCACAGGAGUAAUGAGAGGCAGUCAAAAAAAUUUCAGAAACUGUACUUUCAAAUAAAUGCAAAUACAAAUUAAAGGUAGUGUUCCUUAAAAAGGAAGAAAGAAAGAAAGAAAAAAAAGAAAGAAAGAAAGAAAG
This is a messenger RNA of Zalophus californianus (California sea lion), 1802 nucleotides long. RefSeq names its product cylicin 2 (gene CYLC2). Gene Ontology annotation, cellular component: nucleus. The coding region runs from base 32 to 1261 and encodes 409 amino acids. Lineage: Eukaryota; Metazoa; Chordata; Mammalia; Carnivora; Otariidae. The record is from RefSeq and is a predicted model, not a curated record. The transcript is spliced from 4 exons. Gene Ontology annotation, molecular function: structural constituent of cytoskeleton.